AUGUCGGAAGAAACAUUUAAGUCUAUGAAUGAUCAGGCAAUUAUUAAAAUUGAACCACCAGAAUAUCCAGUAGAAGACAUUAAACGCGAAAAUGAUGAUGAAUUUGAUGUACUUGAUAUAUCUAUCGUUAAAUCUGAAUCAUUUUCUGAAGACGAUGACACGUGUUUAGAAAGAUUCAUGAAAUCCGAGGUGACAAUUGAAGAUAAAGUCAAACAGGAGUCUUUUGAUUGUGAAAUUUGCAAUCAAUCAUUUGCAGAAUCCCAUCAUCUAACAAAACAUAUGGUCAACCACAUGCCUAAGCGUAGCAAAGAACGUCCUUACAAAUGUGGAAUCUGCCCAAAGACUUUCAAUCAAUCAAGAGGGUUGAACACACACAUGGUCAUUCAUAGUGGUGAGCGUCCACAUAAAUGCAAUGAAUGCAAUAAGGCAUUCAUAUCUGUAACUCAUCUGAAAACUCACAUGCUGAUUCACAAUGGUAAGCGUUCCCAUGAGUGCAAGGAAUGCAAUAAAACAUUCAUACAAACAAGUCAUCUGAAAACUCACAUGCUCACUCAUAGUGAUAAGCGCCCUCAUGAGUGCAGUAUAUGCAAGAAGUCCUUUACACAAGCACAUCAUCUGAAAAGUCACAUGCUCGUUCACGCUGGUGAGCGUCCCUAUGAAUGCAGUAUGUGCAAGAAGACAUUCACAUAUUCAAGUAGUCUGAAAAGGCACAUGCUCAUUCACAGUGGUGAACGCCCCCAUGAGUGCAGUAUAUGUAAUAAAAGAUUUACACAAUCAAGUAGUCUGAAGAAGCACAUGCUGAUUCAUAACAGAGAGCAUCUUUAUAAAUGUUAA
Messenger RNA from Ctenocephalides felis (cat flea), 834 nucleotides. Its product is annotated as zinc finger protein 525-like. Gene Ontology annotation, biological process: regulation of transcription by RNA polymerase II. Lineage: Eukaryota; Metazoa; Arthropoda; Insecta; Siphonaptera; Pulicidae. The transcript has a single exon. The coding region runs from base 1 to 834 and encodes 277 amino acids. Gene Ontology annotation, cellular component: PcG protein complex; transcription regulator complex. Gene Ontology annotation, molecular function: RNA polymerase II cis-regulatory region sequence-specific DNA binding; DNA-binding transcription factor activity, RNA polymerase II-specific. The record is from RefSeq and is a predicted model, not a curated record.